CAGGGAACGUCUUGUACGUAUCGCAUUAAUAGGAUCGAUUUAAAAAUGAAAAACGGAAACCAAAUAACUGCUGAAGCUUUGAAAGAACAGGGUGUUGAGUAUGUUUUCGGAAUAAUGGGACACCCUGUAAUCGACUUAGCGUUAUCCAUGCAAAUUACGGGUCUCCAUUACCUUGGAUUUAGGAAUGAACAAGCUGCAUGUUAUGCUGCGCAAGCUUACGGAUAUCUAACAAGAAAGCCUGCAGUAGUUUUAUGUGUAUCUGGACCAGGAUUACUUCACGUUAUCGGUGGUAUGGCGAAUGCUCAAGUAAACUGUUGGCCUCUCAUUGUAAUAGGUGGGUCGUGUUCUGAAGAUCACGAAGGAAUUGGAGGUUUUCAGGAAUGGCCACAGGUAGAAUCCAGUAAACCCUAUUGUAAAUAUGCCGUCAGACCGCCAUCCGCUAUAUUAAUACCGCUUCAUGUAGAAAAGGCUGUUCGGCUCGCUACUUACGGUCGUCCUGGUGUCGCAUAUUUGGAUUUACCAGCCAAUUUAUUAAAUCAAUCAGUCGACGAAGAAAAAAUAUAUAAAGUUGCGAAAUGUUUACCACCACCACUGAUAUUUCCCGAUCAUCGAUUAGUUAAUCAAGCAGCUAGUUUGCUCAUGCGAGCAAAAAGACCAUUGUUGAUUGUAGGAAAAGGGGCUGCCUAUGCAAGAGCAGAGAAUGAAGUCCGAAGCCUUGUAUACACAACUGGUAUUCCUUUUCUUCCUAUGCCAAUGGGAAAAGGAGUUGUUCCAGACACAAAUGAACGAUGUGUUUCUAGUGCUAGAACAUAUGCAUUGCAGCAGAGUGAUGUCAUCUUGUUAUUAGGUGCCAGAUUAAAUUGGAUGUUACACUUUGGCAAACCACCUCGUUUUCAACCUGAUGUUAAAGUGAUACAGGUUGACUUGUGCCCAGAAGAAUUGCAUAAUUCUGUUCCCUCCACAAUUGCAAUUCAGUCUGAUAUAUCUACUGCUGUGGAAAGCCUUGUUAAUAUUUUAAAGAAAUAUAAUUGGUCUAUUAAUCAGAAUGACCCUUGGUGGAUGAAUUUACUAGCCAAAUCAAAUAAAAAUAAGACAAUGAUUCAGAAACUAUCAAUGGAUGUCUCAGUACCAUUAAAUUACUAUGCUGUUUUUAAACAUAUUCAAGAUAUUAUUCCACCUGAUAGUAUUAUUUGUUCAGAAGGAGCUAAUACAAUGGACAUUGGGAAAACAAUUUUAUUAAAUAAUGAACCCCGUCAUAGAUUAGAUGCCGCUACUUUUGGUACAAUGGGCGUUGGCUUGGGUUUUGCCAUAGCAGCUGCCCUUUAUUAUAAAAAUAAUUCCCCAACAAAGAAAGUCUUUUGUAUAGAAGGAGAUAGUGCAUUUGGAUUUUCCGGUAUGGAAAUUGAAACAAUGUUUAGAUAUAAACUGCCCAUUAUUAUUAUCAUUGUAAAUAACAAUGGCAUUUAUAGUGGUUUAGAUAAAGAAACAUUUAGACAAAUACAAGCUUCAGGAGAACCAACACAAGUAACACCGCCGAAUUCGUUAACAUCCGAAGUACAUUAUGAAAAAAUGAUAGAAAUGUUCGGUUGCAAAGGGUUCUUCUGCACUACUGUACAGGAUAUACAGCGUGCACUCAAAACAUGCCUUCAAAUUAAUGAUUCCCCUAGUUUAAUAAAUAUUGCAAUUGAUCCCCAGGCUGAUCGCAAAAGACAACAGUUUAAUUGGUUGACAGAAUCUAAGCUGUAA
Molecule: messenger RNA, 1746 nt
Organism: Eufriesea mexicana
Lineage: Eukaryota; Metazoa; Arthropoda; Insecta; Hymenoptera; Apidae
Gene: Hacl
Product: 2-hydroxyacyl-CoA lyase
Exons: 12
Coding region: 46-1746 (566 amino acids)
Biological process (GO): fatty acid alpha-oxidation
Cellular component (GO): peroxisome
Molecular function (GO): thiamine pyrophosphate binding; catalytic activity; magnesium ion binding
Source: RefSeq, a predicted model, not a curated record